AUGAGGAUAACGAAUGAAUCACGACGUGAUUCACGCUACCAUUACCACGCUACCAACGGUGAACGUCCGAGUAGACCGAGACGAUUCAAAUUGGUUAUUCAAAAGAGCCUUCUCUCAGCGACUCCUAGGCUCGUCCUCUUCGCUUCCUUCCUAGCUGUUAAUGGAAUAGAGCCGAGGGUCUCGGACCCCCGACAGUCGCGGUGGAUAUACUUAUAA
Nezara viridula (southern green stink bug) is the source of this 216-nucleotide messenger RNA. The record is from the annotation of a GenBank genome assembly. Lineage: Eukaryota; Metazoa; Arthropoda; Insecta; Hemiptera; Pentatomidae.